Messenger RNA from Fusarium pseudograminearum CS3096, 981 nucleotides. RefSeq lists its product as uncharacterized. Gene Ontology annotation, molecular function: catalytic activity. The transcript has 2 exons. The record is from RefSeq and is a predicted model, not a curated record. The coding region runs from base 1 to 981 and encodes 326 amino acids. NCBI's taxonomy places the organism in Eukaryota, Fungi, Ascomycota, Sordariomycetes, Hypocreales, Nectriaceae.
AUGGUUUCCAAUCUACAAACUAAAGCCUUGACUACAACAGAUGGGCUGAAGUACACUUACGAUACCGUACCAGCAAAGGAUAACAAGGCAACCGUUCUUCUCAUCCACGGUUACCCCGCCACACGUCAUGAUUGGAAGUACCAAAUCCAAGACCUCUCCGCAGCAGGUUAUGGUGUUGUCGCACCAGACUGUCUCGGAUAUGGAGACAGCGACAAACCAUUGGAAGUCGAAGCCUACAACCUCAAAAAAAUAAGCAAGCACAUAACAGAAAUCCUCGACAAAGAAGGGCUCAACAAGGUCAUUGGACUUGGCCAUGAUUGGGGAGCUGGUGUUCUGUCCCGUCUGGCUGUCUGGCACCCCGAUCGAUUUGAGAAGCUGGCGUUUCUCUCGACCGGAUAUAACCCGCCUGGAAUUCCGAUGGAUGUUGAUGCUAUUAACGCGAACGGCCUGAAACACUUUGGAAAGAUGCCGUUUGGCUACUGGUAUUUCUUCAACACGCUCGAUGCCCCAAGCCUAGCCGCAUCGCAUCUCGAAUCAUUCUUCAGCCUGGUGUUCCCGACUGAAAAUCUCAAGUGGAUCGAUAAUCUCGGUGCUUUGGGCUCAGCCCGGACAUGGCUCAACAGCAACAUCAUAACUCCGUUACCAAAGUACAUGACCGAGGAAGAUAGAGAGGAUUGGCUCGCAGAGUUCAGCAAGCCAAACGCGACGGUAGGGUCAAUGAACUACUACAAGGCUCUUCUCCGCGGCGUCAAUGUCGAGGAUGAGGCUGGCUUGACUGAUGAAGAUCGCACUCUGCGAGUUCCUGUACUCACGAUUGGUGGCACCCAGGAUACAAUUGCGCGACCCGAGUACCAGAGGAUGAACACGGAGCCGUUUGCCGCUGCCGGGUACACUGACAAGGCUGUGGAUGCGGGUCAUUGGAUGAUGUACGAGGACCGGGAGGGCGUGAAGAAGGCUUUGCUUGAGUUUAUUCAGGAAUAA